Messenger RNA from Carlito syrichta (Philippine tarsier), 3800 nucleotides. It is a transcript of the gene NEK7, whose product is annotated as NIMA related kinase 7. Gene Ontology annotation, biological process: protein phosphorylation. The coding region runs from base 30 to 938 and encodes 302 amino acids. NCBI's taxonomy places the organism in Eukaryota, Metazoa, Chordata, Mammalia, Primates, Tarsiidae. Gene Ontology annotation, molecular function: protein kinase activity; ATP binding. The record is from RefSeq and is a predicted model, not a curated record. The transcript has 9 exons.
GAGUUCUAAAGGUCCUGUUGCUUCAGACAAUGGAUGAGCAAUCACAAGGAAUGCAAGGACCACCUGUUCCACAAUUCCAGCCACAGAAGGCGUUACGACCGGAUAUGGGCUAUAAUACAUUAGCCAACUUUCGAAUAGAAAAGAAAAUUGGUCGCGGACAAUUUAGUGAAGUUUAUAGAGCAGCUUGUCUCUUGGAUGGAGUACCAGUAGCUUUAAAAAAAGUGCAGAUAUUUGAUUUAAUGGAUGCCAAAGCGCGUGCUGAUUGCAUCAAAGAAAUAGAUCUUCUUAAGCAACUCAACCAUCCAAAUGUAAUUAAAUAUUAUGCAUCCUUCAUUGAAGAGAAUGAACUAAACAUAGUUUUGGAAUUAGCAGAUGCUGGUGAUCUGUCCAGAAUGAUAAAGCAUUUUAAGAAACAAAAGAGGCUAAUUCCUGAAAGAACUGUUUGGAAGUACUUUGUUCAACUCUGCAGUGCAUUAGAACACAUGCAUUCUCGAAGAGUCAUGCAUAGAGAUAUAAAACCAGCUAAUGUGUUCAUUACAGCCACUGGGGUGGUAAAACUUGGAGAUCUUGGGCUUGGCCGGUUUUUCAGCUCCAAAACCACAGCUGCACAUUCUUUAGUGGGUACACCUUAUUACAUGUCUCCAGAGAGAAUACAUGAAAAUGGAUACAACUUCAAAUCUGACAUCUGGUCUCUUGGUUGUCUACUGUAUGAGAUGGCUGCAUUACAGAGUCCUUUCUAUGGUGACAAAAUGAAUUUGUACUCGCUGUGUAAGAAGAUAGAACAAUGUGACUAUCCACCUCUUCCUUCAGAUCACUAUUCAGAAGAACUACGACAGUUAGUUAAUAUUUGUAUCAAUCCAGAUCCAGAGAAGCGACCAGACAUCACCUAUGUUUAUGACGUAGCAAAGAGGAUGCAUGCAUGUACUGCAAGCAGCUAAACAUGUACAAGAUCAUGAAACAUAACCAAAAUAAUUUAAAGUAUUCUUAUGCAAAUCAUACCUCCCUGUUUAUGUCUGGGUGUUAAGAUUAAUAUUUCAGAGCUCAUGUGCUUUGAAUCCUUAACCAGUUUUAAUAUAAGCUUCAUUUUGUACCAAUCAAAAUCACCUUCUAGCAACCCCUCAAAUGACUUUGGAAUAAUUAAAUUGCAUGUUAGGAGAGUAUGGCUUCUAAUGGCUAAAGGUUUUUAGAAUUGUUUAGAGUUUUCUGCUGAUAAAUUAUGUUCAGAUAGACUGCUAGUGCCAAAUUUGAAGGUGCAGCUUGGCACACGUCAGGAUAGACUCGAAACCUGAUGAGAAAAGUAUCUGAACAUGUGACGUGUUUGUUUGUUGGUAAUUUAUGGACAUUGAGAUGAACACAAUUGUGAAUUGUGAUUAUUUCGUUUUUUAAAAGUUUGAAGUACGUGUUUUAGUUCUUAGCAGUGUAGCUUUCAAAUUAAUUUUUAGGAUAAAUGUAGACAAACUGAGAAACAUUUGAAAUUCUUAGCUUAUACAUUAAAAAUGGAACUAUUAAAUGUGAAAAGAUUUGGGGACAAAAUGUGAGUCAGACACUGAAGAGUUUUUUGUUUUGUUUUGAUAUUUUGAUAUUCUCUUUGCAUUGAAAUGGUAUAAAUGAAUCCAUUUAAAAAGUGGUUAAGGAUUUGUUGACUGGUGUGGUAGUAAUUUUUAAAGUUGCACGUUGCCCAAGGCUUUUUUGUGUUUUACUAUUGUUUGUACAUUUGAAAAAUCUUUGAGUAACCUUGCAGUACUAUAUUUCAAUUUCUUUAUAAAUUUAAAUGCAUUUUAACUCAUAAUUGUAUACUAUAAUGUAAGCAUAUGUUUUUAUUCAUAGUUUUUUGAAAUUCUGAUUGGUUUCCUUCAGAAAUUUUUUAUAUUCUUCAAGUUACUUUCUUAUUUAUAUUUAUAUGCAUUUUAUCAUUAAUGUUUCAUAUUUUCUGAGAACAUAUACUCUUUUAAAAGACAUUAGCAUACCAACACUUUUCCUGAAUUGAAAACUUUUUUUAAGCUUUUUAAAAUUUGGGCUGCCCUAUAUGCAUGUACUUGGUCUUGUUAAAGAGGAAGAAAGGAUGUGUGUUGUAUUGUACCUGUGAAUGUUGAUACAGUUUCAAUUCAUUUGACAAGGUUGUAAUUCUAGAAUAUGUUUAAUGAAAUGAAAACUGGCCAUUAUGACAGCCAGAUUGUUUUGAGAUUAACAUUUCUAUUGAGAAGCUUUUGAACAAAGUACUAUAUUUGUGCAUGAAGAUGAAAGAGAUGGUAAUGCUUCAAUUAGUUUAAGGAAAUGGGCAGAGUUUAGUAAAUGCUGUUGUGCAGAUAUGUUUUCUCCGAAUGCCUUUCAUAAUAGUGGCAACCAGUUCCUGAAAGCCAGGAGGCAGCCACUAGUAAAGGACACAACGUCACUAUCAAGCAUUGGGAUGAAUUAUCCUGCCAACGUGAAAACCUUAUGUUCAGAGAACACCUCCCUUUAGCCAAUGUAACUGCUGGUUUUGUUGUUUGUAUGUGUUUUUCUUAUACUCAUUUUGAAUCUUUUGAAGUCAUUUAUAAACUUUAAAAAUAUAUAAAGGGCAAAAAGUAUAAACUCCUGUUUUUCAAAAUCUACUCGGUUAUGUAUGGUAUCGGAAGGGUAAUUUUAUUUUGGAAUAAGCAAAGAAAAUCUGGUUGUUUUUUGGUUUUUAUGAGGGCUGAAUACAUUGUUUUCCUCAGGUUCUCGUGACUUUUUACAUUUACACUAAGCAUCCAUAGAUUUAUCCCUAGAAAUAUGAGAAGAAUUGUUUUUGUCAACCAUUAAUGUCAUGUUCAUUUUAACAUGAUACAGUUGACUGAGAUGAAAUGUUCUCUGGUUGGAACAAAUACUCUCCUUUUUCUUGAACUCUUUAAGAACACAUGGAUCUAAAAUUCAUUAGCUUGACCCCUCACAGUGACUUUUAAGUAAAGAUGUAAGCUUUUCUUCAUAUUGAAUCUAUCUGCUAGAAGGAAAUAACUGAGAAAAAUUUAAUGAUCAGGGAAACCAUUAUUAUUUUCUACAUAUGGAAACAUUCUGUUUCAGAUAUUAUAUCUUUUUAAAAAUCUAAAUGUUCAUACUUUUCCUGAGGAAACCACUGUGUAAAAAUCAAAUUUUAAUUUUGCAUGGGAUCAUUUCAAAGAAUUAUGAAGUUGAUUAGAAGUUCUAAUUUAUAUAAUCACCUAUAAAAUGUUCUCUUUAUGUUUCUGUUUAUAGUAAAUUGUAUAUUGAUUAAAUUUAACAUUCGAAUUGAUUUCAAAAGCAGUAAAAUGAAAGGUAUAUAGAUUCUAAACCUUAUUUAGACAUUGGUACCAGUUACCCAGGGGAAAAUGUGGGGUAACUUUGUUUUGUAUGGUGAGGUUUAGGAAUGGUGAAUGAAGGGUAUCUCAGUAUAAGUAAAGUGCUCAACAAUGUGCAAUGAUUGUAAAUUUAGUUAGCUAUUACAGCUAUUUCAUGAAUGCUUUACCAUUCUACAUAGUAUCUAUUACAAAACACCUUUCUUAUAUCCUGAUAUAUACUUCAGGUGUUGCUGUUAACAUUUACCAUGAUAUUUAUUUUAACCAAAAUGUUAUUCACAUUAAAUGUUUAUUCUUUAAAGUGAAUGUAUUAUGUUUAUAACCCACCAAUGCAUAAUUACAUGUGCCUCAUAUUUCAAUAGUACUGUAAUAUGGACAUCUUUUGUGAAAUACUUUUAUUUUGUUAUGCUUUGAAUACAUAUACAAAAAAGAUUCUGUUAUUGGCUUUGAAAAUUGUAUAAUAUCCUAAUAUAAAUAAAAGUAUAAAAAUAAAAAACAAAUACAGUAAAA